AUGCUUCAUGUAGGGCCAAUUACAAAGUUUAUCCUCUGCAUUACUAGUUCGAGUAGUUAUCCUGAGAUUGAUGACUUGAUAUAUUUUCUCUUUAGAAAUGGCAUUCAGCAUUUUGUUCUUGGACUUCCAUUAAGUGGUAACCCAUACAAACUGCCUGUAUCAUUUUUCAAAUGCCUGCAGUUGACGCUUCUGACUCUCCAGAAUUGUUCAAUACUUCCUCCAUCAAACUUCAAAGGAUUUGACAGGUUAAUUAGCCUGGAAUUACGCGACGUCACAAUUUCUUCCAAAUUUCUUGAAAGUCUAAUUUCCAAUUGUCUGUUGCUCGAGCAGUUGGUGCUGCGAAUCUCAGAACAUUUGAACGGUAUUGAAAUUAAAGCUCCCAAGUUGAAAUCCUUUGACUUCACAGGCAGUAUAAGAUUUCUUACGUUAAAAGAUGUCCCUCUUCUUGCAAAACUUUCACUUGCAGAUACAAGAGAUGAUGAGAAAGAAGGAAUAUGUGAUAUUGCCAUGUUUUUUGAGUCUUUUUCGGCUCUUGAGCAUCUCCACUUGGGCAAUGGUAGUAUCGAGCUCUUUGCUGGAACAGGUGGAGCUGUAUCAAAAAGAUUUCCCUUUGUUCUUCACUGUGUCAAACGUCUUUACCUAUCUGAUCGUUGUCUGGGUGAAUUGGAGGUCAUCUCGCUUGCUAUUGGCUUGAUUAGAAGCUUCUCAUGUUUACAAUAUCUAGCAAUUGAGGUGGUGUAUCUUCAUGUUGAUGGUACAUCUGCGCUGGAAUCUCUUGAAGUGGAACAUUUCUCGGAUGUGACAUUUAAUCAUCUCAAGGAAGUUAAUCUAAAGUAUAUUAAAGGCUCAAAGCCUUUGUUGCAGCUUAUGAAGCUUCUAUUAGCCAAGUCUCCGGUGCUGGUAAGAAUGCUAAUCGAGUCAUAUCAAGAUGAAGAAUCUGCAACAGUCAAAAUAUGCGCUACUGAGUUAUCAAAAUUUCAGCGUGCAUCACCUACAGCAGAAGUUGUCUUCAUCAAACAAAAUUACUUGGCUAAAUUGAUUUCAAUGUACCUCGCCGAAAUCAGAAGUUACUGUCAAGUAUGA
Nicotiana tabacum (common tobacco) is the source of this 1083-nucleotide messenger RNA. The record is from RefSeq and is a predicted model, not a curated record. NCBI's taxonomy places the organism in Eukaryota, Viridiplantae, Streptophyta, Magnoliopsida, Solanales, Solanaceae.